This is a messenger RNA of Populus nigra (black poplar), 2241 nucleotides long. Its product is annotated as adenylate kinase 5, chloroplastic. Gene Ontology annotation, biological process: nucleoside triphosphate biosynthetic process. The record is from RefSeq and is a predicted model, not a curated record. Gene Ontology annotation, molecular function: AMP kinase activity; ATP binding; nucleoside diphosphate kinase activity. The transcript is spliced from 20 exons. Gene Ontology annotation, cellular component: cytoplasm. The coding region runs from base 102 to 1913 and encodes 603 amino acids. NCBI's taxonomy places the organism in Eukaryota, Viridiplantae, Streptophyta, Magnoliopsida, Malpighiales, Salicaceae.
UCCGUUAAUCCGUUAUUCUACUAGCACCUACCAUCAUCACCUCCUUGUCCUCCGCAAAAAACCUUUGCUUUCUUUCUCUCUGCAAAGAAGACUGACAUACAAUGUUACCCUCUUCAGUGUCCUCUUUCCACACUACCAAUGCCCCUUCCACCCCUCUCUCUCCCCUCUCCACUUUCUCUUCUCUCUCUGUCUCCUCCUCCUCUUCCUUUUCAUCAUCUCUCUCUUUCCAACAAUCUUCUCUUCAACAUAGCCAUCUUGUCUCCUUUGGCCCCCGUUCCAAAACCCUUUUCGGGAUAAACUCCAAACCCAAGGGAAUAUUGAGGGUGAGUUGUUCCACAAGUGGGCCUUUGAAGGUGAUGAUAUCAGGUGCACCAGCAUCUGGCAAAGGCACUCAAUGUGAACUAAUUGUCAAGAAGUUUGGAUUGGUGCACAUAUCAACUGGUGAUCUUCUAAGAGCUGAAGUAUCUGCGGAGACAGAAAUUGGCAAUAAAGCAAAAGAGUUUAUGAAUGCUGGUCGUCUGGUUCCUGAUGAAAUCGUGACAGCUAUGGUGACAGCAAGAUUAUCAUUGGAAGAUGCAAAGGAAAAGGGAUGGCUUCUAGAUGGCUAUCCACGGAGUUCUGCCCAAGCAGAAAGUCUUGAAAAACUGAACGUUAGGCCAGAUAUCUAUGUUGUAUUGGAUGUUCCUGAUGAAAUUCUGAUCGACAGAUGUGUUGGUAGAAGGCUUGACCCAGAGACAGGAAAGAUUUACCAUGUGAAAAAUUUCCCUCCUGAGACCGAAGAAAUUAAAGCAAGACUUAUAACCCGUCCAGAUGACACUGAGGAAAAGGUAAAGGCACGUCUUGAUAUAUACAAGAAAAAUGCAGAAGCGAUCUUGUCCACCUACUCAAACAUUAUGGUUAAGAUUGAUGGAAACCGGUCAAAAGAAGUAGUCUUCAAAGAAAUAGAUUCUUUGUUAUCUCAAGUGCAGAGAGAUGAAGUAAAAUUGGUAAAAUCUGAAAAUUCAGUUCCUGAAAGUGGAAGUCGCUCUAGUCAGGCAUCAGUUAGCCAGGAUAAAUGGAGAGGAAUUCCCACUAGAUUAAAUAAUAUCCCUCAUUCCAGAGAAAUCAGGAAUUAUUUCUACGAUGAUGUGCUGCAAGCCACACAGAGAGCUGUAAAUGAUGGUAGAACAAGACUAAGGGUGGACAUUAACAUUCCAGAGCUGAACCCGGAAAUGGAUGUUUAUCGGAUAGGUACCUUAAUGGAACUUGUUCGAGUCAUUGCUCUUUCAUUUUCAGAUGAUGGAAAGCAUGUCAAGGUUUGUGUUCAAGGGUCUAUGGGGAAAGGUGCACUUGCUGGAAUGCCUUUGCAACUGGCCGGUACUCGAAAUAUUCUGGAGUUCAUGGAUUGGGGUGAUUAUGGUGCCAAGGGAACCUUCAUCAAGAUUGGUUCUAUAGGGGAACAGGAGGUCAGCGAAGAAGAUGAUAUGUUCAUCUUAGUGGCUCCUCAAAAUGCAGUAGGGAACUGUAUCAUAGAUGAUCUAAAAGCCAUGACUGUUGCUGCUGGGAGCCGACCAGUUAUUCUUAUUAAUCCAAGGCUCAAGGACUUACCUGGUUCAAGUGGUAUUAUGCAAACAAUGGGCCGGGACAAGAGACUGGAGUAUGCUGCUUCCUUUGAAAGUUGCUAUUUCUUCCGCCUUCUCUAUUAUGCAGGAACUCAGUAUCCUAUUAUGGGAGCUCUUAGGAUGUCUUACCCCUAUCGUUAUGAGUUAUACAAGAGAGUGGAUCAACCAUCAGGGACUGAGAAGUACGUGAUCUUGUCAACAUUUUCUGAAAAGCCAAGUACUGAUGAUGUAAACGAUGCAUUCAUGGGGAAACCUAGAAAUGGAGCUAAGAAAGCCUCAGGAUUUUGGGGCUUCUUGAGUAGUGUUUUCUGAGCGGAAAGGACUUUUUCACGUCAAUAUCUCAGAAUUUGCGAGAGUAACCGUGAAACCUCGGAUAUGGUUUGAUGAGCUUAUACUGAAUAGGUUUUUUUUUUUAUCAUUAGAUCAUAGCAUUAUGUAAAGAACUGAUGUUUCGUUAACAUAACUCAAGAACAGUAUAUAUUGGUUGUCUUAACCUGUUUUUGAAGUUCAUUAGGAUUUAGAAGUGCCUGUAGUCAUGCAAUCUGCAAUCUUAGCAAGUCGGGAGUGGCAUAUAAGCCAUAUAAUACUUGUUGAACUAACAGUUCAUCUAUUUCUUUUGUGAUAAAAAGGGCCUUUAGCA